GAUUGUUGAAAUGGCGGGAAGAAGAGGCCAUGGUGCUCCAAUUUAAGGAAAAAGAUAUUCCUCUCCCCUAUGAUCACCGUGGUGGUGGUGGUAUAGGGCUUUCCAAUGAGUUUGCUGACAAUACUCAUGUUCUGGUCGCCCUUAGUGGCAGAAAGCCUACUGCAUAUCGUGUUUGCCUUCAUCCCAAGGGUUCUUUCACCCCUAAAUCUUACAGGCAUCUAUGUGAAGUUUAUAUUGACCCCCCAUGUGGUGGCAGUGGUAAGCUAUUUGAUCUUGGUAGUGGAAGGUUUUGUUGGAUUUUUUACAGUCUCUUUGAAGCUUUUGUGGUUUGUGUUUUCAAGAUUGAUUUUGCACAUGAACAUGAAAUCCAAAUUUCCUCAAUCGACGAGGGAAGUGCAAAGAUUAUCUCCUCCAAGAUCUUUUAUGAAAAUGACAUUCCUUUCUCCAGGAAUUAUGACUUUAAUGAUGUUUGUUUAGGUUCUGCUGCUGCUUUGCAUAGUUAUGUCCUCUCAGUGCCUAGCGAUGAAUAUCUGUCUGCCGCAUGGAGUGAGGAGCAUGAAGUGACUGCAUCUCCCAGCAAUGAGGGCCAAGACAGGGAUGCGGAGAUUGAGAAGAGAAACACAACUAGUUCUUGCAAAAGGGACGGGGGAGGGAAUGAUGCAAGAGGGCCUGAAGACAUGGGCGCAGAAGAGGAAUGCGAGCAGAUUGAGGAUUCUGUGGGUGAGAAGCAGGUUAGGUCUUUAUCCCGUCUAGGUUCCAGGCUGUCUGAAAAGAAGGGCAAGGAUUGUGAAGCCAGCACCAAGCAGGAUGAAAGGUCGUGUUGCAGGGGAGGGAAUGAUGCUAGAGGGCCUGAAGACAUGAGCGUAGAAGAGGAAUGCGAGCAGAUUGAGGGUUCUGUGGGUGAGAAGCAUGUUAGGGCUUUAUCCCGUCUAGAUUCCAGGCAGUCUGAAAAGAAGGGCAAGGCUAUCUCUGAAGCCAGCACAAAGCUGGAUGAAACGUUGUGUUGCAGGGGAGGGAAUGAUGCUAGAGGGCCUGAAGAUAUGGGCGUAGAAGAGGAAUGUGAGCAGAUUGAGGGUUCUGUGGGUGAUGCUUCAUCCGAGCAGAGGAUCAUCCAAGAAGCCAAGAACACUGCAGCUGAGGCCAAGGUGAAAGUGCUGGAGUUGCAACUUGAAGCCUCCAACAAACCCAACUCUGCUGCGCAGGCCAGGUUUGAAGCCCUGGAGCAAGAGAAGAUCAAGCUCAGCGAGAAGGUUGAGGCCCAGAGGAAGCAGCUCAAGGCCAAAGAUGAAGAACUUGCUUCUACCCAGGAUAAGGCCAUCCAGAAGUGGAGACAAUCAGAGGAAUUCAGGCAAGCCGCCCAAUCAUAUGCCCGGGAAAAUAUAAGCAGGAUCCUGAGUGACAAGGUGGCCCAGAACCAUCUCUUUAAAGCCUUAUUCAAGACUGCUUAUGAAGAAGAUGAAGGGCAGGCUCCCAGGCCAAGUGCCAUGGAGGAAGGUUUUGCGAGACAGGAGCAUGAAGUAACGUCAGCUCCCAACUGUGAGGACCAAGACAGAGAUGGGCAGAUGGAGAAGAGAAACAAAAUUAAUUCUGAUAAAGAGGAGAUGGGAGGGAAUAAUUCCAAGAAGAGGCGCUGUCGUUCAAGAGACUAACUUUAUUCUGCUACUAUUGACAUUGUUCCUGGACUUCUCCCAGGUUCCAAAUCUAUCUAACAGCACUUUUAAAAAUCUAAAAACUUUUGCUCUUACUAAUGGAACCUUUAGCCUGAUUAUUCUUGUGAUUGUUCUGUGCAUUGUUGUUCAUUUGCUGUCAUUUCAUCAUAAUGCCGUCUUUUGAUCCCAAGAUGAGGAUGAAUAAAAGCAGCAUUUGCUAGCCUUGGUUGCACUAAUGCUUUAGUGCAUUAUUACUUUUCA
Ipomoea triloba (trilobed morning glory) is the source of this 1910-nucleotide messenger RNA. RefSeq lists its product as uncharacterized. Lineage: Eukaryota; Viridiplantae; Streptophyta; Magnoliopsida; Solanales; Convolvulaceae. Bases 30 to 1649 code for a protein of 539 amino acids. The record is from RefSeq and is a predicted model, not a curated record. The transcript has 5 exons.